CAUGCUUCUCCAGGAGACCGUUCUUUGCGCGACUUCACCCUCAACCUCAGCUGCAGGGCCCGGGCUGAUUACCGUACACGACAUCCAGACCGGCGCUGCACUUGCCUCUUUCAAGCAGGCCAACGCGGGUCCUCGUUCCGUCGCGGUCUUCGAGUCAAGCAAUAACCAGGGUGGCAUCGUGCUUGCCUCGCAGUCGGACAAGUCCAUUCUCAACGUGUACAGCUUCCAAAAGGACCAAAUCAGCCUGAAAAUUGUCCUCCCUGAGAAGUUGACAUGUAUUGCCCUCGAUCAUCGCGGUGAUUUUUGUGCAGGCGGGACGGCCGCUGGUCGGAUUUAUCUCUGGGAGACUGCAUCAGGCAUACUCUACAACUCGUGGGAUGCACACUAUCGUCAAGUAAACGUGCUACGCUUCACCAAUGACGGUGCUGCACUAGUGUCUGGGAGUGACGAUUCUGGUGUGAGCGUCUGGUCCUUAUCUAGAUUAUUGGACGAUGCCCAGGAUGAACAUCUGACGCCCUAUUGGACGCUUUCUGACCACACUCUGUCUAUUACCGACAUCGCCUGUGGAGUUGGAAAUUUCCCAGAAUGUCGCAUAUUGACGUCGUCUGUAGACCAUUCAGUUAAGCUUUGGGAUUUAUUGUCAAGAUCGCUCCUUACAACCUUUCAAUUUCCUCAAUCCAUCUCUCAUCUGGCCUGGGAUGUAACGGAGAGGCUCUUCUUCGCAGCAUCAGCCGACGGGUCAAUUCACCAAAUGAACCUCUUCCGCGAAAGGGCUUCAAAAUUAGGUGCAGUCAUAACGGAAGCAGUCGGAGGAGGAGGCGUUACCGACAUUAUCCGUGUUGAGGACGAUGCAAGCCGAGAAGCACGUAAAAGGAGGCGGAUUUCUGUUGGACAGCCGAUAACAAGCAUAUGCAUUUCAUUGACAUCUGCAAUCCUUCUUGUCGGUACUUCGGAAGGAUUGGUCCAUCUGUAUGAUAUCCCUUCACACCAGCAACUUCGCACGAUAUCGAUACACAAAGGGAUGCCGAUCGCUCAUUUGGAGACAAUGAUCAAGCCUCCAGACUUGAUAGGGCAUAUCAACCUUGAUUUUAAAGUAGGAUCCGACCCAAAAGACGUUAUUCCGCCCAAGCCGGUCGUCCCGUUCCAAAGAACUCGAGAUAUCAAAGCGCGAGACGUUCAUGAAAUUACUGUCAUGCUUCCCUCGCAGCAUACGGCGUACAAAGACGAAGCCUCGGAUUACACUUCAGAAGAACUGCUGCGCGAUCACGCCUUCUUCGUGCAGCCUUCUGCUACAGGAGAUAGUGGAGAUGCCGACCCGGCGUCGCUGAAGUCCAAAGUUUCAGAACUCGAGCUGGAGGUUGAGAGCCUGCGCGAGCAACUGAGUAAAGCAAAGGGUGUAAAUGAUGCAAUGUGGGACAUUAUGGUGCAGCGAUUGGUUGCACAGGUCAAAGAUACGGGGCUGUCAACGAUGAAUAGCACCGAAGACUCCGAGGAUGACCAGCGAAGACGAAAAAGGGGACGAGCCACUUA
This is a messenger RNA of Cyclocybe aegerita, 1530 nucleotides long. NCBI's taxonomy places the organism in Eukaryota, Fungi, Basidiomycota, Agaricomycetes, Agaricales, Hemipholiotaceae. The record is from the annotation of a GenBank genome assembly.